Molecule: messenger RNA, 1842 nt
Organism: Triticum turgidum subsp. durum (durum wheat)
Lineage: Eukaryota; Viridiplantae; Streptophyta; Magnoliopsida; Poales; Poaceae
Source: the annotation of a GenBank genome assembly
AUGGAAAACAAUUUGCUUUCUGGGAGCAUACCUUCUACCAUUGGAAAGUUACAAAACCUAUAUAUCCUAAAUCUAUCAAAGAACAAAUUAUCGGGUCAGAUCCCUCCCUCAGUUUGUGACAUUACUCAACUGGGCAAGCUUUAUCUUGAUAGUAACAACUUGAGUGGAAACAUAACUGGUAGUUUAGGUCAGUGCAAGGGACUUCUUGAACUAAAUUUGUCUCGAAACAACCUUGAUGGGUCAAUACCAGUCGAACUCUUUGCUAGCCCUCCAUUCUCCCUCGGUCUGGACUUCUCACACAACAAUCUCACUGGGGAACUGCCACUGGAACUUGGUACAGUUGGUGCCGGUGCUGGUCCAACAUCCCUUCACAUGGAAGUAAACAAGUUUCAUGGACAAAUUCCAGCAAGAUGGCAGUUAGUAUCAACUGUGCAGAUUAAUCUUUCUCACAAUGACUUAUCCGGUGUCGUGCCUGAAUUCUUUGAGCACCUUCAUAUGCUGGAGCAACUUGAUUUAUCUUACAACAACUUGGAAGGGGAUGUUCCUACAGGUUGGAUCUUUGAGAAUUCUACCGCGGUACUUUUGGAUGAUAACAAGGGACUCUGUUCGAAUUCCUCCAGGCUGGCAUUACCAAUUUGCCCUGGCCUCUCAGCUUCAGCAAAUAAAACAAAGCAUCAUCUGUCCUUGCUGGCAACCUUGCUGCUAAUUGUACUGCCACCACUUACUAUUGCUUUCCUAGUCUUGCUAUGGUUUCUACCCACCCUUUGGAAGAGCGUGGUAUUCUCAUUUUUACAAUUGGCUGUUGCGUCCAAGAAGAUGUUUUGUUUUUUUGCCCAACAGAAGAGAAGAGAAAUGCAUACAGUUCCGUUCAAUGAUGAGAAGAAGCUGAAGAGGGUGUCAUAUCAGGACAUUCUUAAAGCUACCAACUGGUUUUCUUCGCUUCAUACUAUCAGCUCAACCUGUACUGGGUCAGUUUAUGUUGGUAGCUUCAAGUUCGAUAGGAGAUUGGUUGCCAUCAAAGUAUUCAACUUGAGUGAACCUAGCAGAUGUGAUAGUUACUUUAUUGAGUGUGAAGUGCUACGAAACACCCGCCAUAGAAAUAUAAUGUGUCCUGUGACCGUAUGCUCGACACUUGAUUCACAAAAUCAUGAGUUCAAAGCGCUGAUAUUCAAGUUCAUGGUUAAUGGCAGCCUUGACAGAUGGUUACAUACUGAGCAACACAAUGGAAUCCCAGGCAGAGUGCUAAACUUUGGCCAGAGGAUAUGCAUAGCGGCAGAUGUGGCUUCUGCUCUUGAUUAUGUCCACAACCAACUGACGCCUCCUCUGAUCCAUUGUGAUUUGAAGCUAGAGAAUAUCCUUUUGGACGAUGACAUGACCGCGCGGCUCGGUGAUUUUGGCUCAGCAAAGUUUUUGUCACCCGAUAUGUUUAUUCCUGAAAGCCUGGAUGAUGUUGGAGGAACAGUUGGAUACAUGGCACCCGAGUACGGGAUGGGUUACGAGAUCUCCGUAGGAGCUGAUGCAUAUAGUUUUGGAGUGCUUCUGCUGGAGUUGCUUACCGGAAAACGACCAACCAAUGAUAUGUUUGUUGAUGGACUUACCCUUUCCAUUUUCUCUGAAUCCAUGUUCCCUGAAAGAGUCGCGGAAAUUCUAGAUCCUUGUAUGGGACAUGAGGAACAUCAAGGCUGUGCAGAAGUAUGGGGGCAGAGAUAUAUUGUCCCCCUGGUUGCUCUUGGGCUGUCAUGUACCAUGGAAUCUCCGAAGGACCGACCUGGAAUGAAAGAUGUUUGUGCAAAACUUUCUGCUAUUAGAGACGCUUUUCUGGAACACCGUGAUGACGAUUGA